AUGAACCUCGUGCUCUCCAGGGACAGCCAGGUCCGAGUGAUGGAAGCCACGGUGGCCAAUGCUGACAAGUACCUGGGACAGCUCUGCUCGCUGCUGGCCGCCUACACGCGCAAGACAGCGCGGCUGCGCGACAAAGCCGACCAGCUGGUCAAGUGGCUCAUUGGCUUCGCCAACACCGAGAGCCCCGAGCUGCGGGCCACCCUGAGGGACUUCGCCGAGGACCUGGCCAAAAUACAGGAUUACCGGCAGGCCCAGGUGGAGAGGCUGGAGGCCAAGGUUGUCAACCCCCUGAAGCUCUACGGGGCGCAGAUCAAGCAGAGCCGGGCGGAGAUCAAGAAAUUCAAACGUGUCCGAAAUCAUGAGAUCAAACAACUGGAAAAGCUGGAGAAACUGAGGCAGAAGUCACCCUCGGAUCGGCAAAAGAUCUCCCAGGCCGAGAGCAGCGUGCAGAGGGCCUCGGGGGACGCCAGCCGCACCACGCAGCAGCUGCAGGAGGCGGUGGACGGCUUCCAGAGGCAGAAGCUGCGGGACCUCCAGAAGAUGUUCCUGGACUUCGUGACGGUGGAGAUGGUGUUCCACGCCAAGGCGGUGGAGGUGUACUCGGGCGCCGUCCACACCCUGCAGAGCUACGACGUGGAGCGAGACCUGGAGGAUUUCAGAGCCAAGAUGUGGGCAGCAUACGGGCACUCGGACUGCCGGCCACUCCCCGGCACCGCCCCCUCUCCGUCUCUGCUGUGGUCCCGGGCCAGCCAGGCCCAGGCGCUCACUCGGAGCGAGAGGGAGGAGGCGGUGGCCGGCGAGGCGGACUCGGCAGAGGACAGCCCCGAGGAGGGCCGCGGCUAG
Messenger RNA from Lepus europaeus (European hare), 843 nucleotides. RefSeq names its product CBY1 interacting BAR domain containing 2 (gene CIBAR2). Gene Ontology annotation, cellular component: ciliary transition zone; ciliary basal body. The coding region runs from base 1 to 843 and encodes 280 amino acids. NCBI's taxonomy places the organism in Eukaryota, Metazoa, Chordata, Mammalia, Lagomorpha, Leporidae. The record is from RefSeq and is a predicted model, not a curated record. The transcript has 10 exons. Gene Ontology annotation, biological process: cilium assembly.